Messenger RNA from Trematomus bernacchii (emerald rockcod), 2077 nucleotides. It is a transcript of the gene dipk1c, whose product is annotated as divergent protein kinase domain 1C. NCBI's taxonomy places the organism in Eukaryota, Metazoa, Chordata, Actinopteri, Perciformes, Nototheniidae. The record is from RefSeq and is a predicted model, not a curated record.
GUAAUUUGUGAGAAGAUUUUCCGGCCGUGGUUUUCCCCGACGCUCCUCGGAGCAAAAGCCGGCCUCCCUCUGCAGGUGGAGCUGCAGCGGGCGGUGCAGGAAUGUUCAGAGACUGAUGGAGGUGAGGAAGAGGAAAGAAGAAGAGGAGACAUCCAUCAGCGUCUCCUCCUCAUCCUCAACCGUCUGCUGGAGGAAGGAGGAGGGUCAUCAGAGAGAGGAGGAGGAGGAGGAGGAAAUGAGGAUGAAGAUCACGUCCACACGGCGCUCAACUUCUGAGGAGGAGGUGAAGCGUAACGUCAGAUCAGGAGGAAGACAUCUCCAAAAACAGGCAGGAAACGGAGGGAAUCGUCCCAAAAAAGUAGUCCCUCACAGAGGACACACUGACGCUAAUUUACACAGGUGCUGACGGGGAUAUGGAUCAUGUUUCAGAUUCAGAGCCGUAAGAGAAAUCAAUCAAUCAGCUCCGUAAAAGAACCAGAAACAGAUCGAGAUUCCUGACGAAGAGGACGAAGAUACUCUGACGGAACAUUUCUGUGAAUUAUUUACAGGGAUUUUUUUGCAAAACAAACUGGAAUGUUUGGAAUAAAAAGACCCUCAUGGAGGAAACACGGACGUUUGUUGAUGGGAAAUAUGGAUCACAAGAGAAAGGUGUCAAUCAGCUCCAAAAAGGACCAGGAACAGGUACAGAUACCUGGAAAAGUAGACCCUCGUGAAGGAAACACGGACGUUUGUUGACAUUGGUGUUGAUGGGAAAUAUGGAUCAUGUUUCAGAUUUAGAGCCGUAAGAGAAAUCAAUCAGCUCCAAAAAGAACCAGAAACAGAUCGAGAUACCUGACGAAGAGGAGGAAGAUAUGGCACUCUGUUGGGAGGUUUUCCAACAAAAACAUGCAGCGAAUCAUCCCGGAAAAAUAGACCCCUCGUGAAGGAAACACACACGUACAUUUAAACCGGUGUUGAUGGGAAAUAUGGAUCAUGUUUCAGAUCCAAAACGGACCAGAAACAGAUCGAGAUUCCUCACAAAUAUAGAGCAUUUCUGUGAAUUAUUUACAUUCUUUGGCAAAACAUGCAGGAAGUAGCAGCUGUUUAACUGGAAUACAAAGACCCUCAUGGAGGAAACACAGACGUUUGUUUAUCCAGGUGUUGACGGGAAAUAUGGAUCGAUUUGUAGGUGCAGAGACGCAAGAAAAAAGGUGUCAUUAUCAGCUCCAAAAAGGACCACAGAUUAAGAUUCCUGACAAAUAGGACGAAGAAAUAGCUUCCUUUUGGGGAGGGGCUUGCACCAAAAACCCACAGGAAUCAAGGUGGAAAAGUAGACCCUCACGGAGGAAACACGGACGCUGGUGUUGAUGUGAAAUAUGGAUCAUUUCCCAGGGUUGAGGCACCAAGAAGAGGCUCCGGAAAGAUCAGAAACAGAUUCCUGAGAAAUCUGGACCUUUUUUGGGAUAAUUUAUUGACGUCGUGCGACACCAGUUUGUGCGACACCAGUUUGUGCGACACCAGUUUGUGCGACACCAGUUUGUGCAACACCAGUUUGUGCGACACCAGUUUGUGCGACACCAGUUUGUGCGACACCAGUUUGUGCGACACCAGUUUGUGCGACACCAGUUCGUGCGACACCAGUUUGUGCGACACCAGUUUGUGCGACACCAGUUUGUGCGACACCAGUUCGUGCGACACCAGUUCGUGCGACACCAGUUCGUGCGACACCAGUUCGUGCGAUGAGAUGCAGGUUUAGCUUCGUCUGACAAACAGUUUUCUUUGCUCUGUGUUGAUGUGUGAGGCGUGGUUGCUCUCGUGCUGCAUGGACACACUGAUCACGUACACAUCGAUGCUUCCUGUGAUAACUGGAUUUGAACAGCAUUUUGGUGAUUUCUGCAGAAAUGUUGAAAUGCUUCCAUUUCUCUCAGAUUGAUGCUUCUCUGUAAAUAGAUCAUAAUGAUAUGUACAGUGGAGCUCAGUUGAUUCAUAAAGUGUGUUCAGCUGCUCAGCGGCGCGUGUGUGUCUCUUCUUCAUCGGACAAGAAAUGAAUAAAACAUUUGCAUUAAAUUCAAUAAAAACAAAUAUAAAAACAGAAGAA